This is a messenger RNA of Gongylonema pulchrum, 207 nucleotides long. NCBI's taxonomy places the organism in Eukaryota, Metazoa, Nematoda, Chromadorea, Rhabditida, Gongylonematidae. The record is from the annotation of a GenBank genome assembly.
AUGAUAAAUGGACCACGGCGACUGCAGGAGCAUGUAAGUCGAGUUCAGUCCUCGCUGGCCAUCACAGCUGUGGUCUACAAAAAACUGCUGCCCAUCUUUCGAAAGGUAUUUUCGCCUCCGGCCGAGGAUGACGACAGUUCGGAACGAGUGACAUGCAAAAAACUUUUCAACUUACUUUGGUCGCUUUUCAUCGUAAUGCGAAGUUAG